Molecule: messenger RNA, 852 nt
Organism: Phytomonas sp. Hart1
Lineage: Eukaryota; Euglenozoa; Kinetoplastea; Trypanosomatida; Trypanosomatidae
Source: the annotation of a GenBank genome assembly
UGCAAAUAGCAUAUUUUCUUAUAUUCAGUAUUGAUACAAAAAUAUCAUAAUUUAUAUACAUGCUUAGAUGUGGUUGGAUCCUCCGCACCAUCCCCCUUGCCGUGACCUUGCAGCAUUACGGUGAUAACUUCACGGUAUCCUCACGUGCCUGGCAUCGUAUCUCGGAAAAGAAUCAAGAAGAGGGCCUUCCUAACGAUAAACGCUACCUGCGCCUUGCCAUUGAUUCUGGAGGCUGUCAUGGAUAUUUGUAUAAGUUUUCCCUCGAGACAAUUGAUGCCUUGAACAAUGAGGAGGAUCUGUUGUUGAAAGAGACGGAUGUGGUAAGCCAAGACGAUCCCAACUUCAGCGGAGCUGACCCACCGCCGCAGUUAGUUGUGGAUAAUAUCAGCAUUAGUAAGCUCCAAAAAGCGGUUAUAGACUACUACAGCGAACUAAAAGGAGCAGCGUUUGUAGUAGUGGGAAACGAAUUAGUUGAUCAAUCCUGCGCCUGUGCGCUGUCUUUUUCACUGAAACCGAAGUCAAAAAGCGCAUCUGCGGUGGCGGCAAGGACUAAUAAUAACGCACAUGUUGGUACAAAUACUAAGCAACGAGUAACCGCAGUACAAGACGGUACUGAUGAUUUGAUCCAGCCAACUAAAAGUAAUAUCGCUAGACAUCGAGCCAUCCAGCGUUAGUCAAUAUAUAAUAUAUAGGGGGAUGUGGGAAAUAAAGAGACAUAAAAAAUGCUGUGAUAGGUCUUUGUUACUUUGCAGUUUAUGUUUUAUCCUUUUGAAAAUUUGUGUAUUGGAUAAUCAAUAUUUUAUUGUGUUAAUUGCUCGUUUUUCGAUUUUGCUUCUGGUAUACACUUAUUUA